Trichomonas vaginalis G3 is the source of this 2136-nucleotide messenger RNA. RefSeq lists its product as uncharacterized. Bases 1 to 2136 code for a protein of 711 amino acids. The transcript has a single exon. The record is from RefSeq and is a predicted model, not a curated record. Lineage: Eukaryota; Parabasalia; Trichomonadida; Trichomonadidae.
AUGAGUUCAAGUGAUAUCGAUAGUAAUGAUGACAGUCAAGUAGAUCUUUUAAAGACCAGCAAAGAUGAUAAUUGCCCAAAGUUCGAAGAUUGUUUUAGUAAGUUUUCAGAUAAAUCUGACUUUCCUAAUCCACAUAAUGGAUCAAUUGUAUAUACAUCACUUGAAUACGCAUUAGUAUCAGUCAUUCUUGAUAAUAAAAAGGAAAAUAAAGGAAUUCCAAUCGAAAUAUUAAAAUCAAAAUCACUCGGAAUAUGGUAUAUGAACUUAAAUUCAGAAUGUUCUCAAAUAACAGACACAACAGUCAAUGUGGAACUGGCUAAAAACUCAUUUGGAAAGUUUAAUUUUAUAAGAAUCGAAGAUGAUUUAGUUGUAACAGAUAUAACUCAAGUUCCAUCACAUUUCAAAUACAUCUACUCCAAAAAGAAUAAUAAAACUCUCUCACAUUUCUUAAAUAAAGUUAUUAAAACAAUUCCAUCACUUGAAGAGAAUUCAGCUUCCUCAUUCUACACGCAUUUGACUGGCCAACGCGUUUGUUGGUCCUUACAGUUAAAUAUAUUUCUAAAGAAAAUUCAAUCAAAUUUCAUCAAUUAUUCACUUGAGAAGCUUGGAAAAUACGUAGUUGAAGACGCUAUGAUGGUUAAAACUGAGAGGAAAACGUUAAGAUAUAAAAAAGAAGAAGAACAGUUAUUAUACGAAUAUCUCUAUGAAUAUAACUAUUUAGCGCCCAUGUAUUACGUAGAUCUCAUGAAUUUUGCACAUUACUGCGAUUUGUUCCUUGAAAUUACUGAUGAAAAUGAAUUUUUGAAAAGAUUUUUGAAAAUUGAAAAUACAUUUAAGAAAGAUUCAUAUGUAGGAUUCAAAAUUGACUUCGAUAAGAAGCUACUGGACGUUUCAGAAAUCGAAAAUCCUUAUUUGGAUCAAAAAAUUCUUCAAUUUUAUAAAAAAUCUGGUUCUCCAGAGUUCCUGCUUGAAAACAUCCAAAACAGAGUUUCAGAAGAUGAUUUGACCACAAUUUUACAGAGUCCGGCUUCAUUUUAUUACUCAGAUACAGAAACAUACGCAAUAAUACCUGAUUAUGCUUUUAUUGCGAACUACAGAUGUUUGUAUCUGCAAGACUAUAUUAACAAAGUUACUUCUUUGAUGAUAAAACAAAAUAAUUAUGAUUUCGAAAAAUUGGAUAUGGAAUCAUUGGAUGAUACCAUAAUUCCAACAGAUACUGAUCAAUUUCAGAAGGUUUCUGAUAUUGAUAAAAGCCUAAUUCGAGAAUUAUUGACUGGAAAACCAAAUCCAGAGUUAGAAACGAAUUCUUUACCUUCAAAAAUUGAUUAUUCCAAUGUAAAGAAGCUAACAAAGCAAGAUAUUCUCGAUUUCUUCUCUAAAAAACAAAAUGAAGUGAUAACAAUUUUAGAUGAUGAGCCAUUACUAAAGAUUUCCAUUUCAAACAAAAGAUCUACCUCAACACCUAAAAAGAAGAAGUCCCAAAAGAAAGGAAAAAAGGAACUUGCGGCAGAAAUGCAAGAUUCUCAAGAGCCUCCUCGUAGAAAGAGAGGUAGACCAAGGAAACAUCCACUCGUUACACCAGACCAAUCUAAAAACGAUGACGUUGUCUUAAUUCAAGAAAUAAAAUCGUCAUCGAAGCCAAAAACAAGUUUCAAGCCAAACAAAACAGCUAGAAUAGUAUCUGACCGUUCGUACUCGUUUAUGGAAGAUGAAGAUGACGAAAUUCCGAAAUCUAAAUCUUCAAAUGCAAUUCUUCCAAAGAUUCUUCCAAAAUUCUCGGACUAUGAUGAUGAGGAAGAAUCUAUAAGCGAAUACGACCUUAUUGACUGGGAAGAACCGACAUUAAUUUCAAAAUUAAAAGAAUGUGAACCAGGAGUAAUUUUCAACAAAUUACCGAAGGUUUCAUUGGAUAUUGAUGCUAACCCCAGGCCUGAAGAUAUGAAUUUUUAUACUAAUAGUAAUCCAAUUCCUCCAUUAAGAAUUGCCAUUCAAGAUCUUGUGAAAUCAAAUUCGUUUUCAAUUGACUUGGCCAUAGAACGUCUUUGGCCGGUUUAUGGAGCCAAAUUCAGCGGUGUUGACUCAUUUAUUGAACAAAUUUGGUAUCACCUUGGAGAAUUGGAUGCAUGUGUUAAUUAA